Messenger RNA from Ramularia collo-cygni, 222 nucleotides. RefSeq lists its product as uncharacterized. Lineage: Eukaryota; Fungi; Ascomycota; Dothideomycetes; Mycosphaerellales; Mycosphaerellaceae. The record is from RefSeq and is a predicted model, not a curated record. Bases 1 to 222 code for a protein of 73 amino acids. The transcript has 3 exons.
AUGGCACACGACAAACCGAUCUUCGUUUCCAACCCAACAACAUCACACCUCGACAAUAUUCACAGUCGCGGCCAUGUCACUCAACAGCUAUCUCAACAAGAAAGUGUGUUUGAUACUCGUGGAUGGGCGCUGCAUGGUCGGCAAUCUCAUUUCCUGCGACCACGUAACAAAUCUUGCCCUGGAAAACUGUACCGAACGGGUCAUACGGUCUCCGGACGAUGA